AUGAACAAACGCUUGAUGACCAAGGAUUUAAAUCUUGAGGAGGGACCGGAAGAAUGGUUUUGGCAAAGUGACUUGUAUACGAAGUCGUAUUUUAAGGACAGGAAGCACAAAAAAUACCUAUACUAUGACACGGCCUGUUUUAUAAAAUAUUUCUUUUUUCACUGGCUGACAAAAUGGGUUAACAAUGUUACUUACGACCACGUACAACCAUAUAAGUUACAUCCAUUGCCGGUAUCGGACCAGAUUUUGAGAUGGCAGCCGAUUUUCUCGAAACACGUUAGCGACGGCCUAGUAAGGCUGGAAGAAUAUGAAACUUCAAAGUCGGUACCCGGAAAAAAGAAAGCAAAAAGACCAUACCGAUCAUUACUUUUCAGAGCAUUGUUAUUGACCAUAUGGAAGAGAGCACUUGUAGUGAUUAUAGGUUUGAUUUUAGUAAAUGUUUUAAGCAUGAGCAUUUCAAUUUUGGUUAAAAAAUUGGUUGUUAAACUGGGAGAUAAAUCAAUUAACAUAAAGCAAACUGUAGGUUUAUUGGUAGCCAUCAUAGCCUGUCAAAUAGCAGAUGGACUGAUUUUGGAAAAUAUAAGCUUCUAUACAUAUCGGUUGAUUACUAUUGUGCAGUAUUUAAUAUCGUUCGGUAUUUUCCACCAUGCCCUCUGCUACAGAAGAAAAUUCUCAAACAACGUCAACGGCACUAAUACCCUUGGGGUGUGUAAUCAGGUACUACAUAGUUGUUCCCCUGACUCGGAAUGUUCAAAGAAUCCAUUAUACUGUCAAGCACUACGUUACCAGAACAAGGAAAUUAACCCAAAAGUUUUUUAUUUUGAGUCCAAGGAUUCCUUUUAUUUCUCCCAAUCGUUCAACGCAAUUAAAAUAUUCAUUGAGUUUGCCACCAACUUUAGUUACGGAAUAUUCUUACUCGCUCGUCAAAUUAAAAUGAAAAUGUGGGUGUUAUAUGUAGUUGGAAUUGUGUUUACAAUUCUUAUGAUAUUUGUCGAGUUAUUGAGUACAAUUACAAUUAAAUUCGUAUUAUACUUGAGGGAUUAUAAGAUGUCAAAGUGUAACUACAUGUUCCCGUACUUGUCUCUGAUUAAGAAAAUGUUCAAUGACGAUAUUGCAGUAAACAUAAUCACACAGUGUAGAAACAACGAGCUCACAAUGAUUGUUAUUAACAUCUUCUUGACCUUCCUGAACUUGACGAUGUUCAGCACCUGUAUAAAUGUGUCAUUUUAUAUAAUACAAUACGCAUUCGUCAAGUCCGUGCGCGGUGUGAGUGUUGUUACGGACAUUAACGCAGCGGGUUUCAUGGCAGCAUUCUAUAUUUUCCUUAGAAUCGCUAUAUCCAUGUUUAUGGUGCCUAGAGCUAUCAAGGUGUGUGGUGUGGCAUUUGUUUCAUUUAAGAGAUUUGAGGAAUACGUGAGAGAAUGUGCCCCUAAUUUUUACAUCAGCGAUAACAAAUUUGUUCCAGCCUCCAAUAUGAAUUCAAACGUUGAUCAAGUUACCAAUCAACUUCCCAAUGAAGUUGUCGUCUACUACAAGGACGCUAAUUUCACUUGGGUCCACACACGCAAUGACCUAUUAAAUAAAAAAUACGACACUUUCUUAAAAAAUUUAAACUUCGAGUUGAAACGUGGCGAGAUGGCUAUUGUUACAGGUUCUCAAGGUGCUGGCAAAUCUAACUUCAUAAAGUCAAUGCUUGGUGAGAUGACCCUGGUUGGGGGCUCUAUGGCAGUAGUGCCUCUACACACUUCUAUGCCAAUAUUCUAUGCAUCACAAGACAUAUUCCUGCAACAGGGUACUAUCAGGUCAAAUAUCACAUUUGGCUAUCGCUUCGACGAACACAUUUACAACACAGUCCUUAAAGCAGUGGAGCUUGAAUUCGAUAUUUCAACAUGGGAUAAAGGUGACCUCAGAGUAGUGUCAGAUAAUGCCCCUUCACUGAGUGGAGGUCAACGUGUAAGAAUGGAGUUGGCUCGUGCAGUGUACGCUUAUUUGAUAUUCCAUCAAGUAAACAAGGAGUAUAAUAACAGCAAGUGUUCAUUCUUGAUGUGUUUGGAUGCCUCGUUUCAUGGCCUAGAUCCAUAUGUGUCCAAAAAUGUAUUCAAUAACCUGUUUAACCUUAAAACAGGCCUAUUGGUAAAGAAUGAUUUAAGUGUCGUUUUAACAUCGUCGAAGCAGUCUCUUGAAUUGUGUUUGAAAUCAUCAGAUGUAGGCCAAUUGCCCGAUUGUUCUGUUUAUAAUCUUAAAAAUGAAUCGUUGAAAUUUUAUUCAAGUCUUCAAGACUUCGCCAAAAACAGGAAGGUAAAUAGUGCUGAUUUUAAGUACCUAUCAUCUAAUAACAACACACCUUAUUACAUGAACUCCUUGACCAAAGACAUGGUUAAUCUCUGCUCAUCUGGUACCAAGGAUAAAAUGUGCAAUUGCGAAUUAACCAGAGAAAAAUAUACGAGAUCAUUCAAAUCUUACGUCAAAAAUGAGCUUACAGGUGUUAGAUUUAACUCAUAUUUAACCUAUAUGCUCCCAGCAGCCGGAGCUUUCACUCUCUAUAUAAUUUUUAACACAUCAGUUAAUAUUAUGGAUACUCUGAAGUUCGUCUUUGCAACAAGAACAACAGACUUCAUAGGAAGACAAAUUAAACAGUUCAAGGAUGGAGAAGCAAUUGAUUUGGAUUUAGUUAAAUCAAGAGCUAACCUAUCACUUAAAGUUACCACAAUGUUCGUGUCACUGAUAAUUAUUCUAUCAUUCCUAGCAACAUUGAUAAUGACCACAGCCUCAGUUGUAUCAUCUCGUAAACUACAUGAGUACACCAUUAAUUCAAUCUUCAACUGUAGUUCAGCAGUUCUAAAAAUAAAGAAAAAUAUUAGUCAAGUCAUAACGUAUCUAGCUGCAGAUAUGAUUCUCAUUGACGAUUCUGUAGCCUUCUUCUUGGGAAUAGUAUUGUUUUUGUUCCUCCAGUUUUUAACUAACAUAGUUACAUUAUUCUACUUAAUUCCAAUUUCGAUACCAUUUGUAUUUGUGGCAUUAGUAUUUAUCUUCUACUUUGUCAUGUUAAAAUAUGUACGGUCGAAUAGGGGGCUAUAUCUUUCACAUAUGGAAACCUUUUCCCAAGUUACCUCUGUAUAUGAAAAGGCAAUAGCAGGAUCAUCAGUUUACAGGAGUUUCGAAAGAUACGGCGACCUCUUAAACGGUUUUACUGAACACAGAGACUACAGAGGACGAUACAACUUCAUGAUCUACGCAAUUAUAUCAUGGGCCAGUACGGUGUUCAACUGGACAUUUUCUUUGACCACCCUUAUGGUACUCGUCAUACCAAUAGUUUUGGAUAAGUAUACAAAGUAUAAGAUGAAGGUUGGAUACUUCGCUCUUGCUUUAUCGUUGUGUAUGAAUGUUAACAAGACGUUCAUCAAAUUGACACUUAACACAGGCCUCUUUGACAUGACUAUGUGCUCCGUUCUGAGGUUCAGAUACUUCAUUCCCCCGGGUCAAAGACUUAGGUUCGGCAAAUUUGUUAAUGCUCAUGAAGAAAAUCUUCUAAACCCUACAAAUAGAGGAAGUGUUAUCAUUAAUAAGGCUCAAUUGAUGAGGAGAAGAAUAGCUGAGUUCAGAGCCGAUAACAAAAAAAGUCUUUGGCUGAGAAAGCUGUUCUUCAAUCCCAAGGUGACUAUUUUGGACAUUGGUCGAUAUCUGACUCCAGAUCACUCAGGCGUUGAGUUGAGGGAUGUCUGUGUUUACACUUCUUCAAUCCACAAUAACAAAGGCAUGAUAUUGAAGCACCUUACCCUGUCAGCCCAUAAAUCUGAGAUUAUUGGUAUGGUUGGCAGAACAGGUGCUGGUAAGACAACCCUGUUGUCAGUGUUACAGAACAUAAUAUCAAAUCGAACUGGCCAAGUACUGUUAGAUGGUAAGGACGUGAAUGUAAUCCCCAAGGUUGUACUAAGGCAAAUAGUUGGCGUUCUACCUCAGCUUCCAUUUGUUUUUAGAGGAUGGAAUAUUCGCAGGUUCCUUGAUCCCAGAAGAUUGUUUACUGACGACGAGGUUAACCAUGCUCUUAAUAAGUGUGGCUUACUAGAAUUCGUGAACUCUCUGCCCGGCUCCAAGGGUCUCGAUACUGUUAUAUUGGCUGACAAUGUUGGCUUAAAUUUUAUGCCUAAAAGUACAAGAGCAAGGGCAUUUGAAAAGGAAAGGUCAAUGUCAAUGGAUUUCACCAAAGUAGGCUUUGAAAGUGACAUGUUACUGUCCAAUACCCAACUCAGAACUCUUUCAUUGGCCAGACUUGUGUUAUACAGGCACUUCUUUAGGCUUAUUGUAGUCGAUGAGCCCCCUGAGGAAGAUCAGGAUGCCCCCAGUUCCAGCCAUGAUGACCUUGCAGUUCCAAUUUAUGAUCUCUUGCAGAAACAUUUUAGUCAUUGUACAACGUUUGUCACAGCACACGAUGUCAACGUAUUAAAAUCUUGUACCUCUGUAUGGGUGAUACAUGAUGGGUGUGUAGUAAAAACUUGUAAGGCCAGCGACGUAGCUGCUAGUGACUCUAUUUCAUCAAUUAUAGAGCAAAACGUGAAAAAAUUUUAA
This is a messenger RNA of Theileria orientalis strain Shintoku, 4566 nucleotides long. RefSeq lists its product as uncharacterized. Lineage: Eukaryota; Apicomplexa; Aconoidasida; Piroplasmida; Theileriidae. The transcript has a single exon. Gene Ontology annotation, biological process: transmembrane transport. Gene Ontology annotation, molecular function: ATP binding; ATP hydrolysis activity; ABC-type transporter activity. Gene Ontology annotation, cellular component: membrane. The record is from RefSeq and is a predicted model, not a curated record. Bases 1 to 4566 code for a protein of 1521 amino acids.